Messenger RNA from Neoarthrinium moseri, 912 nucleotides. RefSeq lists its product as uncharacterized. Gene Ontology annotation, molecular function: guanine nucleotide transmembrane transporter activity. Bases 1 to 912 code for a protein of 303 amino acids. Gene Ontology annotation, cellular component: mitochondrion. The transcript has 3 exons. The record is from RefSeq and is a predicted model, not a curated record. NCBI's taxonomy places the organism in Eukaryota, Fungi, Ascomycota, Sordariomycetes, Amphisphaeriales, Apiosporaceae.
AUGUCUCCCCCAAUGGUCGCUGGCAAGGAGAAGGAGUCAAACGUCGCCCGACUCCUGGGAUCCGGCACUGCCGGUAUCUCUGAGCUGGCCGUCUUCCAUCCCGUCGACACCAUCGCCAAGCGUCUGAUGAGCAACCAGACCAGGAUAACCAACGCCUCGGAGCUGAACACGGUCAUCUUCAAGGACAAGGCCACCGCCCCCGUCAGCCGCAAGUUCUUCUCCCUCUUCCCCGGCCUGGGCUACGCCGCCGGCUACAAGGUCCUGCAGCGCAUAUACAAGUAUGGCGGUCAGCCCGUCGCCAGGGACUACCUGACCGUCCACUUCGGCAAGGACUUUGAGAACGCAUUCGGCAAGAAGACGGGCAAGGCCAUCCUGCACUCGACUGCCGGAAGUUUGAUCGGUAUCGGAGAGAUCGUCCUCCUCCCCCUGGACGUCCUCAAGAUCAAGCGUCAGACAAACCCCGAGGCCUUCCGCGGCCGUGGCGUCAUGAAGAUCAUCGCCGACGAGGGCUUCGGUCUGUACCGUGGAUGGGGCUGGACUGCCGCCCGCAACGCCCCCGGAUCCUUUGCUCUCUUCGGAGGUUCCGCCUUCACCAAGGAGUACGUCUUCGGCCUCAGCGACUACAACAAGGCCUCGUGGUUCCAGAACUUCAUCGCCUCCAUCGGCGGUGCCACCGCCUCGCUCGUUGUCUCCGCCCCGCUCGAUGUCAUCAAGACCCGUAUCCAGAACCGCAACUUCGACAACCCCGAGAGCGGCUUCCGCAUCCUGUCCAACAUGGCCAAGAACGAGGGCUUCGGAAGUUUCUUCAAGGGCCUGGUGCCCAAGCUGCUCAUGACCGGUCCCAAGCUCGUCUUCUCCUUCUGGCUCGCACAGACCCUGAUCCCGGCGUUCGACGGCAUGCUCAAGAAAUAG